Molecule: messenger RNA, 899 nt
Organism: Dimorphilus gyrociliatus
Lineage: Eukaryota; Metazoa; Annelida; Polychaeta; Dinophilidae
Source: the annotation of a GenBank genome assembly
AAUGGUGCGGGACUCGUUCUCUGAAAAAUAAACAGAAGAUCCAUAUCAAACAGUAUAGCUUCUCUACGCUUUUGUAAAUUUCUACAAACCAAGCAAAAGAUUGCCUGCUGUAUCGGCGAAAGGAUAGCCUGAUGAGUGAAAACAGCAGAGCUAAGUGCUCUGCUAGGUCUGGUCCAACUGUAGGAGCGGAGGUGGAAAAAAAAGUUCUUGAAGAAAACAAAACGAGGAUCUUAAGCGAACAUGAAGAAUGUUCUGUGUGCUUACAAUCCUGUAUACACCCAGUUUUACUACCAUGCAAUCACAUUUUCUGCUUUCUUUGUAUAAAGGGAGCUGCCCAAAGGGAUAGAAGAUGUGCCUUGUGUAGAACUGAGAUACCAAAUGAAUUUUUUAAAAAUCCAAAUUUGGUGCCCGUUAUUGAUAAAAAAACAGAAUCAAGGAAAGAAAGUUCGCAUCGAUGGUUUUAUGAAGGUAGAGGCGGAUGGUGGCAAUAUGAUGAAAGGUCUAAUAAAGAUAUAGAAGAUCGCUAUAUUAAGAAAGAAUAUAAGUUUGAAGUUCAGAUUGCAGGGAGUUUGUACGUUAUUGAUCUGGAAAAUUAUCAACAAAUUAAUCGUAAUGAUCCUAGUCGUAGAAGAAAGAUAAAAAGAGAUGUCAGUCCACCUGACUUGAAGGGUAUUGCUGGCCUAAAGAUCAGUAGCGAAUCAAGAAAUAGAAGUCAAAUCUGUGAUAGAGAAGGUGCUGAUGGCGGAUCGGCCGAAGAAACACCUACUAGGACUAGUACUAGUACAAGGACUACUAGUACAAGGACUAGUACUAGGGCUUCCGAAACUUCUACUGUUGAUGUACUUUCAGAAAGCUCAACAGCAGCUGGAGGUAGAAGAGAGGCUGAUGGAACUGAUUGA